AUGGCUGCGCACAUGGUAAAUACUCUCCUCGAGAAGCUCCACCUGACCUCCAAGGAUCAUGGUGCACCUGCCCAGGAGCCCGAUGAAGAGCAGUUGAAGGCCCUGCGCCAGAAAUAUGAGAAGGCAAACCAAGAACAUGUCUUUGCUUUCUACGAUGACCUUGACACUGAAGGGAAAGCUGCUUUAUUUGAACAGCUCUCCAUCUUUGAUCCCGACCGCAUCAAUGUACUCGCAGACAAGGCCCUGCACCCUCCCCAACAGUCGGGCCAGCAGCAACCUUCCAUCAAUCCUCUCCCCGAGUCCGCCACCGCCUCCCUCCUCGAUGCGUCAGACGCGCAGAAAGAAGAAUGGUACAAAGCUGGGCUUUCUCUUAUUGCACAGAACAAGGUGGCCGUAGUGCUGAUGGCUGGUGGACAAGGGACGAGAUUGGGCAGCUCUGAUCCCAAGGGGUGCUUUGACAUUGGCCUUCCAAGCAAGAAGUCAUUGUUUCAGAUGCAGGCAGAGCGAAUCUGGAAGGUGCAGCAACUGGCCAAACAGCACGCUGGGUCUUCAGUUGACCCUGUUGUCCCUUGGUACGUCAUGACCAGCGGCCCUACUCGAGCACCUACCGAGAAAUUCUUCCAGGAGCACAACUACUUUGGUCUAGAGAAAGAGAACGUCGUCAUCUUUGAGCAGGGAGUGCUUCCGUGCAUCUCCAACGAAGGCAAGAUUCUCAUGGAGAGCAAAUCCAAGGUUGCCGUUGCGCCGGAUGGUAAUGGCGGCAUCUACCAAGCUCUGGUGUCGUCCGGAGCUCGUGCGGACCAGCGGAAACGUGGCAUUGAACACGUCCAUGCGUACUGCGUGGAUAAUUGUUUGGUCAAAGUUGCAGACCCGGUCUUCGUUGGCUUCGCAGCGUCCAAGGAGGUUGACAUUGCCACCAAAGUCGUGCGGAAGCGAGCUGCUAACGAGCCAGUUGGUCUGAUCGUGGAGAAGAACGGGAAGCCGGACGUGGUCGAGUACUCGGAGAUUGACAAGGAGAUGGCUGAAGCCAAGGAUAGCUCAGACCGCCUCAAACUCCGAGCUGCCAAUAUUGUCAACCACUACUACUCGUUCAGAUUCUUUGAAGCUAUCGAGGAAUGGGGCCACAAGCUACCUCACCACGUUGCUAAGAAGAAGAUCCCCUACAUGGACACUGAGACGGGUGAGACCGUCAAACCUGAGAAACCAAACGGCAUCAAGCUGGAGCAGUUUGUCUUUGAUGUCUUCCCAUUCGUCCCAAUGGACAAGUUCGCUUGCUUAGAGGUUGACCGCAAGGAGGAGUUUUCACCCUUGAAGAAUGCUCGCGGCUCGGCAGAGGACAAUCCAGAUACCAGCAAGGCAGACAUCAUGGAACAGGGAGUUCGGUGGCUGGAGGCCGCCGGCGCUACGGUCGUGUCCGAGGGUAAUAAUAAGGGCGUCGAAGUGUCCCCUCUCAUCAGCUAUGGCGGCGAGGGCCUCGGCUACCUGAAGGGAAGAGAGAUCAAGGCUCCGGCUGUGAUUGAAAAGAGCCCAUCAGAGUAG
Molecule: messenger RNA, 1539 nt
Organism: Cladophialophora psammophila CBS 110553
Lineage: Eukaryota; Fungi; Ascomycota; Eurotiomycetes; Chaetothyriales; Herpotrichiellaceae
Product: UDP-N-acetylglucosamine pyrophosphorylase
Exons: 2
Coding region: 1-1539 (512 amino acids)
Biological process (GO): UDP-N-acetylglucosamine biosynthetic process
Molecular function (GO): UDP-N-acetylglucosamine diphosphorylase activity
Source: RefSeq, a predicted model, not a curated record